Panicum virgatum (switchgrass) is the source of this 1085-nucleotide messenger RNA. Its product is annotated as laccase-15-like. The record is from RefSeq and is a predicted model, not a curated record. The transcript has 2 exons. Gene Ontology annotation, molecular function: oxidoreductase activity; copper ion binding. The coding region runs from base 44 to 868 and encodes 274 amino acids. NCBI's taxonomy places the organism in Eukaryota, Viridiplantae, Streptophyta, Magnoliopsida, Poales, Poaceae.
AGGAUGUCGAGGUCCAUCAGGUGAUGUGCCGAUAGUGCCUAAGAUGCCUGAUAUACAUGACACAGUUACAUCCUUCUACUUCCAUAGCAACCUGACCAGCCUGCAGCACCAUGCGCACCUUCUGGUCCAACAAAGAGUCGAUCAGCGCAUGUUCGUUGUGCUUGGCCUUGGCACCAUCUGCAAGCAAGGCCACAAGUUCUCUAAGAGAGGCGACAGUGAUGAGGACAUCCUAGUGGCUACCAUGAACAAUGUCUCCUUCCUGCCCCCGACGUCGAAAUCACUACUAGAAGCACACUACUAUCACACCGGCCUCCAUGGCAUGAUGCAAAACCUUCCAAAGAUGCCACCAAAAUUAUACAAUUUCACUGAUGAAGCCUUAAUCCCAUUUGGACCAAAGGAGAUGCGACUAGAGCCGACCUACAAGGCGACGUUGGUCCGGCGGUUCCAACAUGGUGCCGUGGUGGAGAUAGUCUUCCAGAGCACUGCAAUGCUACAGGGUGACUCCAAUCCAAUGCACCUACACGGGCACGACAUGGUUGUGCUUGCGCAAGGGCUUGGCAGUUAUGAUCCGGUGAAGGAUGGGGCCAGGUACAACUACGUGAAUCCACCAGUGAAGAACACUGUGCUCGUUCCAAAUCUUGGGUGGAUUGCCAUACGAUUCGUUGCCAAUAAUCCAGGUGUAUGGUUCAUGCAUUGUCAUUACGAAUUUCAUUUGUCAAUGGGCAUGGCGGCUGUGUUCAUUGUAGAGGAUGGGCCAACAAUGGAUACAUCUCUGCCUCCGCCGCCCGUGAAUUUUCCUACUUGUGGCCAUGACAUUGAUCUCAUGCCAAAGGAUUUCUACCUCCGUACUAAGAAAAGUGAAACCUAGCUUAGAUCAUAAACGGAGUAUGUACAAAAACAUCAGACCACAUGUUUUCAAAUAGAUGAGUGUGAAUAAUGAACGUAUGGUAUGUGAUAAAAUAUGUAGCAUCUACGACUGAGAACCACUUAACCUUGUCGUCCUACAUGAUAGGCCAAGAUACACUGGUACCAAACUUCCAUAUGUGGCUCGAAAACAAUGAUUGCACGGAUGCACAAUAUCCAUG